CUCUCGCUCAGUGGUUCUCACCCCUCUAAUAAUGGAAGUAUUGAACACUCAAGACUUAAGAUGAUACAAAGACAAAGAUAAGCGUUGUGUGGUCAAAUCUUGAACAUGCAACUUCGACCAAAGGUAAACGCAUUUCUAUUGAAUUGAAAGUUUCCAAUUCUACCAGAGUCUCCGGUCAAAAUUAAUCUCAUACGUUUUUUUUCCAAUAAAACAGCAAGCUUCGACGACUAUUGCACAAUUUUUUUAAAGCUGCCCACACAAAUCUUCAUCUUCUUCUCUUAUAACGAACCAAAACCUCAAAAUCCAUAGACUCUUCUUCCUCUAUAGCUCUGUCUGAAUUCCCAAAAAAAGUCAACUUUUCUGUCGCAAUACCAUUAAGAGGAGUGACCAUACACAAAAAGGGUGGGAGACUUAUCUCUUCAAAAAUGGAACCAAAGUCUUGAUAUCUUGUAGAUCUACAUAUCAAGAAACACAAGUCUAACCAUCAGAACACCAAUGAAGACUAUCUUUAUGUUGGCCUUCUUCUUCCUCCUCCUUCUCAUGGUGGAAGCCAUAGGCGAGAACGAGAAAGGUUGCGCAAGAUUCACCUGCGGAAACCUCGACUUCCAGUUCCCUUUCUUUAGCACAGACAUGCCGUCUCGAUGCGGUCUGUUCAUGAUGAAUUGUAGCGUUCACGAGAUUCCAGAGAUACAGCUUGAGGAAAAAGGGAAAUGGUAUAAAGUCAAGAGUGUCUCUCAAGCCAACACCAUAACCGUCACCGACCCAAGGCUUAACCAAAGCUUGGAAACAGGAUCUUGCAGUGACUUGUCAAGCUUCUCUCUUCCAGAUUCUCCAUGGCUCGAGAUGAAAACUUUGUACAAAUGCAACAACAGUAGGAUUAGGAAGAAUGGUUUUGCUUAUGCGAAUUGCAGAGGAGGAGGAGGAGGAAGCAGCUUGUACUACUCAGAUUUGGGAGAUAAAACAGGGUGUUCAGCUUUCAACACUCCAGAGAGCUGGGUGAUUCCAAGAAACAAGAACCAUUCUAAUGUAAAUGCUACCUUCUCUCUCCAUCUAAAGCUGCCUCGAGGCUGCUUUCGCUGCCAUCGCCAAGGCGGAGAAUGUAGGAUGAAUAAAGACAAGUUUCGCUGCGUUGGAGCGACCAAAGAACCAAAAGACUACCACAAAGAGAAGUUAAAGCUAGGACUAGGAAUCGGAGGAUCUGUCAUCUUUAUAAUCAUAUUGGUCGCACUCUUCAUCAUUAUCCAUAGGAUUUGCAGAAAGAAAACUGGUUUGGACCUCAUCUCUAGAGACAACUCGGACGUCGAGUUUAGUCAUGUCUUCUUUAAAAUACCAAUCUUCUCCUAUAAAGAACUUCAAGAAGCAACAGACAACUUCAGUAAAGACAGGUUACUAGGAGAUGGAGGCUUUGGCACUGUGUAUUACGGAAAAGUGCGUGACGGAAGAGAAGUUGCAGUGAAGCGUCUCUAUGAGCACAAUUACAGAAGGCUUGAGCAAUUCAUGAACGAGAUAGAAAUCCUCACACGUCUCCAUCAUAAGAACCUAGUCUCCCUCUACGGAUGCACUUCACGCCGCAGCCGAGAACUUCUCCUUGUCUACGAGUUUGUACCAAACGGCACAGUUGCAGAUCAUCUCUUUGGUGAAAACCCAACAAACCAAGGCUACUUAACUUGGUCAAUGCGCAUGAGCAUCGCCAUAGAAACAGCUAGUGCUUUGGCUUACCUUCACGCUUCAGAUAUCAUACACCGAGAUGUCAAGACUACAAACAUUCUCCUCGACGGGAACUUCGGAGUCAAAGUUGCGGAUUUCGGGCUAUCGAGGUUGCACCCGAGUGAUGUAACUCAUGUUUCAACUGCUCCACAGGGUACUCCGGGAUAUGUGGAUCCUGAGUAUCACCGGUGCUAUCAUCUAACAGAUAAGAGUGAUGUAUACAGCUUUGGAGUGGUUCUUGUUGAGCUGAUAUCGUCCAAGCCUGCAGUUGAUAUAAGCAGGUGCAAGAGUGAGAUCAAUCUAUCAAGCUUAGCUGUAAACAAGAUACAGAACCACGCGACCCACGAGCUGAUUGAUCAGAGUCUUGGAUACGGAACGAAUGAAGGAGUUAGAAAAAUGACUACAAUGGUGGCAGAGUUGGCUUUUCAGUGCUUGCAGCAAGACAGUACAAUGAGACCGACAAUGGAACAAGUUGUGCAAGAGCUAAAGGGAAUCCAGAGUGAGGAGCAAAAAUGUCAAUACUACAAUUGCAAAGAAGAGACAUUAACUCCACAUCCUUCUCCACCGGAUUGGGGCGAGGCUUCGCUAAUAAAGAAUAUGAAAUUCCCACGUUCACCGAUCUCUGUGACAGACCAAUGGACCAGUAAAUCAACCACACCGAAUACUAGUGCCUACGACUGCUGAGACCCCAUCAGGUGUUAGUUUCUUCUCAUUUGUGUCAAAGGAAAGAUAUAAGGUGAGGCAUAAGAGUUGUAAAGCUGUAGGUACGGAGAUAAUGCACAUAGUGACAUAACUUGCACUACCAACCACCAAUUUUCAAUGUCUAGUUUUGUUUAUCAUACUCAAUACAUGUAACUGUAUGUAAUAUA
Molecule: messenger RNA, 2576 nt
Organism: Eutrema salsugineum
Lineage: Eukaryota; Viridiplantae; Streptophyta; Magnoliopsida; Brassicales; Brassicaceae
Product: LEAF RUST 10 DISEASE-RESISTANCE LOCUS RECEPTOR-LIKE PROTEIN KINASE-like 1.1
Exons: 4
Coding region: 496-2391 (631 amino acids)
Biological process (GO): protein phosphorylation
Molecular function (GO): polysaccharide binding; protein kinase activity; ATP binding
Source: RefSeq, a predicted model, not a curated record